Molecule: messenger RNA, 3462 nt
Organism: Triticum urartu
Lineage: Eukaryota; Viridiplantae; Streptophyta; Magnoliopsida; Poales; Poaceae
Source: RefSeq, a predicted model, not a curated record
GGGAGUGUUAAAUGUUUAUGUGAAGAACUUCUUGAGUAUACUUUGAAGAAUCACCAAGUCAGUCAGGUGCCAAAGGACAUACUGCAUGCAUUCAACAUUGCACUGUGCUGGCGUGCUGCUUCUCUCUCAAGGCAUAAAGUCGAUCAUAGAGAAUCACUGGCCCUUGCUGUAGAACAUUUGAAGUAUGAGUGCAGUGAAACUCUUGCGGAGAAGGUUUAUAAGAAGCUAAGGAUCCUAAAGAAGGAGUUCUCACAUAGAGUAGGCAGAACAAGCAAGAGUAAUCAAUCAAUUUCAGUAAAGAACAUAUCACCAUACCAGCAGGAGACCUCAACUAAAUAUGGAUGUGACAAAUCAAUCCCUAAGCAGGCAGGUGACAAAUCAAUCCCUAAGCAGGCAGCGUCUGUUGGUGGGAAUGAAUCACAUCAAGAGGAUUCACAUGACUUAGUGAUUGAGCCUAUUGUACCAGGAGAGAAGGAAGUGCUAUAUGUUCCAGAGAUUCAUGAAAAACAACAUUUAUCAAAGGAUGCACUUCUUAAUAGAAUCACAGAGAAAAGAAUUAAAUUAGUUGACAUGGUUUUCUCCUUGAGAGAAAAGAAUAUCCAUGAUAAACAAACAAAUGAGGUCGCAAUGUUUGACAUGCACAGGCACAAGGGAGUGGAGAAACUGAGAGAAGCAUGCAGAAUAGUUGUGGAACAUCUUCGUAGGUCUCAAGCUGCUCCAGAGGACAGAGGUAGUCAAAGAAAGCUAAUAGUUGAAUGGUUCACUAUGUUACUAUAUGCGUUUCUGAAGCACAUGAGGUACCAGCGUGAGAAGCUUGACUUGCAGCAAUCAAUGGUGUGGACCAAGGAGUUACAGUUGAAGGAAAAUUUCCUUCACGAAGCAAAAUUUGGCCAAUUAGAUCUUACUUUUGAUGAACAUAUUUAUUUACCAGAUUCAGGCUUUGCUAUUGAGGAAUUCAGCCAUUUUAGCUCCUGUGUUGAUACAGCAACUUUGGCAAACUGUCUGCAGUCUUUGCAUGAAACCUCAGCGAUGGAAGUUACAUUGGUUCGUAGUGUGAUUCCAUCUGAUGUUAUCAAUGCAGAAGCAGCGAGAAAUGGUUCUGCUGAAGUUCUUAUCCACAAUGGGGGAAUGCCAGCAUCAGAAGGUAUUGGUUUGACAGAGAACACGAUCAGCAAUAUUUUUGAUUGCAUCGACUCGCAAGGAGGGGCAUCUCUGGCUGUUCAACACCAAGUAAAUUCUAGUCCUGCAAUUGAUAAUUCUAUUAAUCAGGAAUCUUCAAGUGGUGACGAUAGAAGGACUGAACAUGUUGGGCGACAGAGUGGUAUGGGUUCGCAACCAUUACCCGGAGAGACUGACCAACAUUUAGGAGAUGCUGAAAUGGAAGUUAACACCGGCAAUGGGGACAAUACUCAGGCAGAUCCACCUUACCUAGAACCACAGAUUGUGGUUCCUGUGCCCAGCCAGGCUUCCUUGCAAAUGUCCAACGAAGUUGAAGCUGAGGCCAAUCUUUUACUGCAGUCAGGCCAACCAAUUGCAGCUCCAGCACAACUUCUGCAAAGAGAGGCAGAACAAGUAGACCGUUCUGGUAUGAUACCAGCUCAGACUUUGCAACCUGAAAUGCAACCAUCAGCAUCCAGGGAAGCUUAUAUGCAGUCAGAUCUGAUAAUUCAAUCUGCACAACCAAGUAUGGUGCCAACUGAGCUUUCACAGAGAAAUGUAGAACAAGCAAGCCUUUAUCGUGUACCAUCAUCUCAGUGUUUGCCAUCUGGAAUGCACCCAUGGGUUCCACUGUCCAGUAUUCUGCUUGAAAGAACACACUCUGAUCAGUGUCAACCAAGUCAUCAACCCGAGGCUGCACUUGGUUCUUCAGCAAAAAUGGUGGCAUCAAUGGUGUUUAAUCAUCCACCAGUUGGUGAUGAACCACUGAAAAAUGAGUUGCACAGAUUGCGGUCAUACAUUGACUCGCUUAAUAAAACCAACGAACUAAAGAAAUCACAACUUAGGACUGAGUGUAGCCAAGAAAUAGACAAGGUCAAACAAAAGUAUGAUUUGUUACUUCAAGAACAGGAUUCCACUCAUCUUCAGCAAACAAGGACACUUGAUAAUUUAUGUGAGAAAGUUCUCCUCAACCAGUCAAUAGCUGACUAUUUUCGGGCUAAAUUCAUAUCUUCUUCUGGAGCACAAGCUAGAGCCCACAGCCCUCCAAAUCACCAGACACCCCAGGCCUCUCAGCAAGUUCCCCCGAGGCCUUCAGCGGUGGCAUCGACUGCAUCACCAGCUGCGUCGUCAUCAGCUGGUCGACCACUAGUGUUGACACAUCAUAUCCAACCAUUACAGGUCGACCGACCAUCACCAUCAUCGCCAGCUGAUCCACCACCACAUGUCCAACCAUUAAAGGUCGAUCGACCAUCACCAUCAUCACCAGCUGGUCCACCACCACAUGUCCAACCAUUAAAGGUCGAUCGACUAUCACCAUCAUCAUCGCCAUCUUCACAAGUUGUCAGACCUCGCCCCUCCAUACUAAACAACAUUGUCAGAUCACCGUCAACUACUUUUAGUCUCGCGCCAGUUCUGCCACGGGGAAGCUUUGGAGUCCAGAGUGAUCUAGCACGUGCACGUGCACCUGCUCCUCAUCUUCGGCGCAGGUUGCCUCCACAGGUGCUUUCGAUGGCAUCUGCAAAUCAGCAGCAGCUUCCAACUAAGCUGGAGAGCAUGUCUGCAAGGACACGGGCUACCCCUGUGACUCCAGUAAAUAUAAGACAAUCAUGCCCACAGGCAGUUCCCCCAGGGAACCCAUCACUGUCAAGUUUGCACCCAAGUUUAUACCCCACUUUAGCCACACUCUUGGGGCCAUCAAGUUCACAUCAAAUUCAGCAGGUUCCACUACUGCCAUCAAGUUCACAGCCAACACGCUUGUCGUCACCAGUACCUUCAACUCCAAAUCCAGUUCUGCCACUAACAUCACCGCGAGGUUUGACUAUGACAUCUAGCGUUUCCUCAGCUGCGUCGAAUGUGUUGCCAAGUAGGGGUGUUGGGCCUUCCGCAUCAGGCACGCUGCAGUCAGAUCCUGAUCCAGCACGCUCGAUGAAUGGCUAACAGGAAGGCUUGGGCUGCACAGUGAUCCCCAUGGCGUGGCUGCUCCUGCAGAUGUGGUAUUGCCUAUCUGAUGAUGAAGAGACUGAUGACCAAACCAAGCAAAAAUGACGCUCAUCGCUGAAGAGCUCUCCAACAGAAGGGUUGCUUGCAAACAAAAUAAACUGAUGUCCAUGUAGUGCAACUGUUAGUUUCUGCUAGAGUUGUAUUAUGUUCCAUGUGUAGUAUGUAUAUUCUCCCCGUUGUAUGAGGGGUUUCCUGCAUAUUUACCACCUAUAUAUGUAUAUAUGUACUGGCCAUUGGCCCUGAGGAAAGACAAGUUGCAUAUUUCAUCAGUUGCAUAAUUAUUCAAUGUUCAUCGUUUUAACA